Messenger RNA from Globicephala melas (long-finned pilot whale), 2163 nucleotides. It is a transcript of the gene GLA, whose product is annotated as galactosidase alpha. NCBI's taxonomy places the organism in Eukaryota, Metazoa, Chordata, Mammalia, Artiodactyla, Delphinidae. The record is from RefSeq and is a predicted model, not a curated record. Gene Ontology annotation, biological process: glycoside catabolic process; oligosaccharide metabolic process. Gene Ontology annotation, cellular component: cytoplasm. Gene Ontology annotation, molecular function: alpha-galactosidase activity.
UGCCGCACUUCCUUCUGGUACGAAAAUAGGGCGGGUCGAUAUCCAGAAAGAGAGAGAGUGGUUGGUGGCGUCGCGUCUUCUAUGACUGGUCAUUGGUCCGCCUCUGGUGAUAACCGUCCCAGUUGCCGGAGAAACAGUCGGGUCAGGGCUUAAUAACUCACCGGUGAUUGGUGAUGAGGACGAAAGCGGGUUCCCUGGGCCGCCUCUGCCUUUUUAGCUCUUAAGGUUAAAUUUAAAAGCCCAGGUGACUCGUGGAAAUCUGUGCUGCAUGAUGACAGCGACGGUGAAGCUGGUGAGCAGAGUCCGGCGGCUGGGCUGCGUGCUGGCCUUUUGCUUCCUGGCCCUGUUUCUCUGGGGGCUCCCUGGGGCCCGGGCCCUCGACAACGGCUUGGCGAUGACCCCUACCAUGGGCUGGCUGCACUGGGAGCGCUUCAUGUGCAACGUGAACUGCCAAGAAGAGCCGGAUUCCUGUGUCAGUGAGAAGCUCUUUCUGCAGAUAGCUGAGAUCAUGGCCUCAGAUGGCUGGAAGGAUGUAGGCUAUGAGUACCUCUGCAUUGAUGACUGUUGGAUGGCUCCCGAAAGAGAUUCAGAAGGCAGACUUCAGGCAGACCCUAAACGCUUUCCUGGUGGGAUCCGCCGCCUCGCUAAUUAUGUCCAUAGCAAAGGACUGAAGCUAGGGAUUUAUGCAGAUGUUGGAAAUAAAACCUGUGCAGGCUUCCCUGGGAGUUUUGGAUACUAUGACAUUGAUGCCAAGACCUUUGCUGACUGGGGAGUAGAUCUGCUAAAAUUUGACGGUUGUUACUGUGACAGUAUAAAACAUUUGGCAGAUGGUUAUAAGCACAUGUCCUUGGCCCUGAACAGGACUGGCAGAAGCAUUGUGUACUCCUGUGAGUGGCCCCUUUAUAUGUGGCCCAUUUUUAAGCCCAAUUACACAGAAAUCCGAGAGUACUGCAAUCACUGGAGAAAUUUUGCUGAUGUUUAUGAUUCUUGGCAAAGUAUAAGGAGUAUCUUGGACUGGACAACUUCUAACCAGGAGAGCAUUGUUCCUGUCGCAGGACCAGGAGGUUGGAAUGAUCCAGAUAUGUUGGUGAUUGGCAACUUUGGCCUCAGCCGGGAUCAGCAAAUAACUCAGAUGGCCCUCUGGGCUAUCAUGGCAGCUCCAUUACUCAUGUCCAAUGACCUCCGACACAUCUGCCUUGAAGCCAAAGCCCUUCUUCAGGAUAAGGAUGUAAUUGCCAUCAACCAGGACCCCUUGGGCAAGCAGGGGUACCGGCUUAGAAAGGAGGACAACUUUGAGGUGUGGGAACGCCCUCUCUCUAACUUAGCCUGGGCUGUGGCUAUGGUAAACCUGCAGGAGAUUGGUGGACCUCGUUCUUACACCAUCUCUGUUACUUCCCUGGGUCAAGGACUGGCCUGUAAUCCUGACUGUCUGAUCACGCAGCUCCUCCCUGUGAAGAGGAAGCUUGGGUUUUAUGAAUGGACUUCAAGUUUAAAAACUCAAGUAAAUCCCACAGGUACUGUUUUGCUUAGGCUAGAAAGAGCAAGCUAGACUGCAUUAAAAUGCUUCCUUUAAAAUGUAUUAUUUUGUUGCCAAAGUGACUACCCCACUUUUGUCCACCUUCAGCUGUUCUUAUUUCUUUGAGUAAAAGUUUCUACACUUGAGCUUUUUUGUUGUUGUUGCUGUACGCGGGCCUCUCACUGCUGUGGCCUCUCCCGUUGCCGAGCACAGGCUACACUUGAGCUUUGUGAUGAUUACCACUUCUAAAGCUAUCUGGAGAACAUUUUUGGGGAAAAGCCUUUGAACCUAAUGUAAACUGCUGAGAAAAUAAUAGCUUAAUAAUAUAAUAAGUAAAAUAAUAAUUUACAGACAUACCUCAUGUCAUUGCACUUCACAAAUACUGUGGGGUUUUUUUGGUUUUGGGGUUUUUUUACAAAUUGAAGGUUUGUGGCAACCCUGCGUGUAUCACAAGUCUGUUUGGCCCUAUUUUUCCAACAGCAUUUGUUCAUUUUGUCUCUGUGUCACAUUUUGGUAAUUCCUGCAAUAUUUCAAACUUUUUCAUUAUUAUUAUAUUUAUCAUGGUGAUUGCAAUGUUACUACUGCAAAAAAAAAUUGUUUCUCUGAAGGCUUAGAUGAUGGCUAGCAAUAAAGUAUUUUUAAAUUAA